UAACUUUGUUUCUUAGGUUUGUUAAAGUUCCAAUUUUUCUUCAUUUUUUGCUUGAAUUUGUAAGUAAUUACUCUAUAUAGUUUAUUUAAUCCGUGGAAUUUCUAUGCUUUUUUAUUAUCAGGAAUCAGAAUAGUUUGUUUGUUUGAAUUAUAUUUCUGGUUAAGUUCUGCUGUUUUCUGUUAUAAUUUUGUAAUCCGAAGAAUUUGUUUUUAUUAUCAGGAUCAAUUGAUUUAUGCCCAAAAAAAAAAAAAAAAAAAAAAAGAAAAAAGAAAAAAAGGACCUUAGUGAGGAUUUCAUGGAGAUAGUUUAUAUUCCAUAUUUCUUCAAUUUGUUUAUGAAAUUACCAUGUAAAUUAUGGUAAUUUAUGAUGAAAGCAAAUACUAGAAUUGUGAUAAAUUAACAGGUUCUUAAAUUUUUAGGUGUGAUGAUACAAAUUUUAUGCUACAUAUGUAUCUUGAAUUCCAUGGAUUUUUGUUCAAACUCUGUACUAUGAUUAAAUUGUUUGGUUUAAGAGAAUUUAGCAGGUGGGGUGAAGGUUUUAUCACUCAGAUUAUGACUGUCUGCCCUAAAUUAGCUGUUUGAUUAACAAACCAAGUUGUAAGCUGUUGAUUAGUUCAGUCUAGAUUCUUAGCAUCUGGGGUGUUAUGGUGUUGAUGCAAUUCUUGAGGAUUAAUAGAAGAUGGGAAUAUUCUUGAUGGCUUGUUUGAGGCUGGAAGCAUCCGAGAUUGGAUUGCCUAUUGGCGAAAAGAUUAGUGGGAAUCUUAGACUAGUACUCUUUAAAAAGAGUGGUGGAGCUGAUACAGAAUGUUAGUAUGUUACCCUUCGUACAAUAGAUUAAUCUUAUCAAAAUAAAAAAGAAAUGGGCUCGUUGGGAAGGAGGAGUGUUCUUAAGUGCAUUUAUAAAUAUUAUGCAUGACUUAACGGAUGAAUUUACUAAGUUGUGCACUCUUUGUUUAAAAAGUAAUGUACAUUUAAAGAUAUUGAAGUUGUUCAUUAGAUUAUGACCAGCUAUAGGGGUAUAAUCAGAAGUGUACAAUAAAUCAGUUAAGAAACUUGAGGAAAUUUGCAGGAAAUAGUUAGAGAAACAGGAAUCAGGAAGCCUAUAUAAGUAGAGGAGGAUAUCAGGAAACAUGAUUGUGGAAGAUAACAAUAUUGCGUCAUCAACUCUUCUAAAAGAUAACAAUAUUUGCAUCAUCGACAUAUCUGUAUAGAUUAACGGAUAUAGAGUAUGAAAAUGUUGUCCUCAAACAUACAAGUACUAAGUUCACAUUUUAAUGAUUACUUCGUAGUUGUAUUACAUUUAUAAGUUAUUAUUGAGUACAGAAUAUUUUACGGAGUACAUUGAGAGCACUUAGUGUUAGGUGCAUAGUGCAACAAAUGUUUCUAGUACAGAGUUCAUCAGGAGGACUAUAUAACUAUAUAAGUAGAGGAGGGAAUCAGGGUAUGAAGAGAAGGUAUUAUGAAGAAUUAAGAAGUUUUUUUAGCUUUGGGAGAGCCUCAAGUCUCUCAAAUACUUGGCGUUUAUCUUCAAUUAAAUGUAAUACCAGGAACCUGAUGACUUAUGACAGGGAAACUGCAAAUUCAUAUGAAAAUCCACUUGGAAAGCUGCCUGAUCAUUUGCUAGUUGAGAUAUUUAUUCGAGUUCCUGUCACUGACUGGGCUAAAAUAUCCUGUGUCAAGAAACAAUGGGCGAAAUUGUUUGAAGGAGAGUGUCUAUGGCAAGCUGCUCUAAUAAAGACAUAUCCUUUUGCUGAUCUGGCAAAAAGGUGGCCUGGACCAAUUCCUCGAGGAUUAAGUAAAAGGAGGUUCACAGCUUUGUAUGUCAGUAGACACAUCUUUGCCCUAGGUGAUGAGAUGGAUGAGAUUGUUGGUCAUACAUACCUUUUUCUGAAAGAACAACUUGAGAUUUCUUCCAUGCCAGCCCCUUCUACAAUACUUCACGGGACAAUAAUAGAUCAGUUCAUAUCAUGUGGGAAUCCAAGAGAAAGAGCUCAUGAGCUUGCUUCUUUAAUCUGGCUUGCUGUCAUUGACAAUUUAGAGGAAGACGAGAGGACGUUCCAUGUACUUAAGCGUUUGGCUCUGGAGGGAAAUGUGUUUCUUCCAUUUCCAUAUUCAAGAUCAAACAAAGUGCUGUGGAACAUAUUUGAGAAGCUUUUCACAGAUUUUCGUGACUGCUUGAAUCAUGCCGACUACUAUGAUCUCCUGGGAAGUGCUAAGUCUAGAUUUCAGCCAAUACCAUCUACUUGGUUAGGUUACUAAUCUUUGUCUCACCUUUGCAACCACACUUUCACUUAAUUAGAACUUAUUAAGUGUACUUGGAAAAGCAAAUACAAUAGUAUCUAAGUGGUUACUCAUCUGAUGCGGUGUAUAUCAAUAGGCAUACAGUUAACAAAAAAAGAAGACAAAAAGAAUCGGUCAGUGUAAAUUGAGUAUGGUAGUAUAUACCCAGUGUGUAGAUGUAGCAAUCACCAAAGCAACUCAAUAAUGGCGUAGAAACUCAAACGCUACGUGACUGGUGUCUAUAAAUGUCGGCGUACAGUAAAAAAACAUGUAAUGAAGUAAUGGUGAGCCCAUUGCAAGUGGUAAAUACUGAACAGAUUAUAAAAUUUUGUUCAUUAUUAGAUUUGCUACUUUGAGUGGGUUGACACAUGAAUGUUAUUGUGUGUUUCUGAUUUAUUUGAGAACAUCUUUGGAUUGUACUA
Molecule: messenger RNA, 2702 nt
Organism: Chenopodium quinoa (quinoa)
Lineage: Eukaryota; Viridiplantae; Streptophyta; Magnoliopsida; Caryophyllales; Amaranthaceae
Exons: 5
Coding region: 1378-2259 (293 amino acids)
Molecular function (GO): protein binding
Source: RefSeq, a predicted model, not a curated record